UAAACCAUUUGUAUAGACGUAGUUGUCAUCUGUCUAAUUCAAAAAAACACAUUACACAUUCAUUCAUUCAUCCAUAAUAUAUAUAUAUGGCAAACAUAGCGAUUCUGGGGAUGAUAUCGAUGAUGAUGAUGGCCGUGGUUGUAAUGAGCUCCGGCGAUCACCUGGCAGCGUCGUGCAUGUCGGUGGACACCAAGCUGGUUUCGUGCGUAUCGUACGUGGAGAGCGAAAAAUCGGAGAAUCCGCCGAGCGCAUGCUGCAGCGGCGUUAAGGCCAUAGUAGCCGAGGCGACCACCAAGAAGGAUCGCGUUAAGCUUUGCAACUGCCUACAGCAAGCAGUAGAAAAGCUCGGCGAUCAAAUCAUUCCCGACAAGAUUACCGGCCUUCCUAAAGCCUGUGGAGUCUCCUUCGACAUGCCCCCCAUUGCCGAUAAGAACUUCAAUUGCUCCACGAUUUCUUUCGCCGUGUAAGCUGCUUGCUUGGCUUAAUUGGAUGAGCAUUCAGAUCGCUCUCUAUAUGAAAUUAUGAGUCUAAUUAACUAUAAUAAUGGUAUAUCAAUAAUGGUAUAAAUAUGUAAUAAUAAUACUAUGUACAAAUGUAUAAUUACAAUAAUAACACACUUGCUGAUGAAUU
Molecule: messenger RNA, 630 nt
Organism: Andrographis paniculata
Lineage: Eukaryota; Viridiplantae; Streptophyta; Magnoliopsida; Lamiales; Acanthaceae
Product: non-specific lipid-transfer protein 1-like
Exons: 2
Coding region: 87-467 (126 amino acids)
Biological process (GO): lipid transport
Cellular component (GO): membrane
Molecular function (GO): lipid binding
Source: RefSeq, a predicted model, not a curated record